This is a messenger RNA of Phalacrocorax carbo (great cormorant), 1703 nucleotides long. Lineage: Eukaryota; Metazoa; Chordata; Aves; Suliformes; Phalacrocoracidae. The record is from RefSeq and is a predicted model, not a curated record.
UCGCCACCGCGGUGGAGGAGCGUCACUUCCGUCCCACCGCUGACGGAGCGGUAGGGCGUCACGUCCCCGUCCCCCCCCCCCCCGUCAGCGGCCGGAACGGGGGCGCUGAGUUGCAGGUGUUUCAGGCAUCCAGAUCUCUUCAGAUACAGCUUGGUUGGCCAGAACUGCUUUUGGCUAGAAACUAUGAAGAAACAUCUCGCAUAAAACCACUAUGUAAUUGAGGCCAUGGCAUCUUCAACAAACUUAGAUGCAGGGGCCCAGUUAAUUGUAGAAGAAUGCCCCACUGGCUACAGCCUUCCGCCCAUGCCAGACAUUAAAGUGGAGCAUCAGCUUGACUCUAGCACAGAGGAAGGCCCAGCUCAGAGUGUUGCCAUGGGAAUGAAAUUCAUUUUGCCCAAUAGAUUUGAUAUGAACGUCUGCUCGCGAUUUGUGAAAUCUUUGAAUGAGGAGGACAGUAAAAAUAUUCAAGACCAAGUUAACUCUGACCUUGAAGUGGCAUCUGUCUUAUUUAAAGCUGAAUGCAACAUCCACACUUCUCCUUCUCCUGGUAUCCAAGUAAGACAUGUUUAUACUCCAUCAACUACUAAGCAUUUCUCACCAAUAAAACAGUCAACUACCCUAACUAACAAACACAGGGGAAACGAAGUCUCUACAACACCUCUGCUCGUAAACUCGUUAUCCGUUCAUCAGCUGGCUGCUCAGGGAGAAAUGUUGUAUCUGGCCACGCGUAUUGAACAAGAAAAUGUAAUCAAUCAUAAGGAUGAAGAAGGUUUUACCCCUCUGAUGUGGGCUGCAGCUCAUGGGCAGAUAGCAGUCGUGGAAUUUCUCCUCCAGAAUGGUGCAGAUCCUCAGAUUUUGGGGAAAGGGCGAGAAAGUGCCCUCUCACUGGCUUGCAGUAAAGGAUACACAGAUAUUGUCAAAAUGCUGCUUGACUGUGGAGUUGAUGUCAAUGAGUAUGACUGGAACGGAGGCACACCUCUACUAUAUGCAGUUCAUGGGAACCACGUGAAAUGUGUGAAAAUUCUCCUUGAAAGGGGUGCUGAUCCAACUACUGAAACAGAUGCUGGCUAUAAUUCCAUGGAUUUGGCUGUAGCCUUGGGCUAUCGGAGUGUUCAACAGGUUAUUGAGUCUCAUUUAUUAAGGCUACUUCAAAAUAUCAAGGAAUAAUGGUUGGCUCUUCUGCAGGUGUCAGUUCUUGGCUUGGAGAUUCAAACUGCUUUUUAGCCCUGUCAUCAGUGACAAGGGUUGGUUGUUUUGUAACUUUACCUCAGUUCAAUUAUUUGCUGGUUUUAGUUAAGCUUUUUAAUAUGCUUCCUCUUCUUCCAUUGGUGUUCAUAGGAAUAUGCAAUGUCAUCCUUUUAAAUAUAUUUUAUAUGAUUUUUAGAAGAAAAAGUGAGCUUUUGUGCGUGAAAAUCUUUGUAAAUGAAACCUGUUUUGACCAUCUAAAUGUUUACACGGAGCACCGUGGGGAGCACUGUGCCAAGUGUCCUACUUGAUCACAUCAUUGAUACAUAUUCUUAGGAAGAAAUUUGUUUAGAUAUUGAGAUACAUCACUAUAGUAGAUGUCUUUAAUGUUAAUAAUACCAAAAUGUGCACCAUGUGUGAUUGUUUUCAAGCUCCCCAGUUAAUAAUAUUGUGUGAGCUUUUGGUUUUGUCCAGUUUUGAAGAAGUUGGUAAUAAAUUGAAGGACUUCUAUGAUGGUA